Molecule: messenger RNA, 1129 nt
Organism: Malaya genurostris
Lineage: Eukaryota; Metazoa; Arthropoda; Insecta; Diptera; Culicidae
Gene: Nubp1
Product: cytosolic Fe-S cluster assembly factor NUBP1 homolog
Exons: 2
Coding region: 151-1110 (319 amino acids)
Biological process (GO): iron-sulfur cluster assembly
Cellular component (GO): cytosol
Molecular function (GO): ATP-dependent FeS chaperone activity; 4 iron, 4 sulfur cluster binding; ATP binding
Source: RefSeq, a predicted model, not a curated record
AAUCCGUAUCAGCUGUUUCUGCUCUUAAUAAGUAAAUCGUUCAUCAAUUCGAUUGUAGUUAUUGUUCGGAAUAUUGUAGUUAUUGUUCGUUGAGAUACUGCUUGAUUAAUUUUCAAAGUUGUGAAUUAUAUUAAAGACGUUAAGUCAACCAUGAGUGCAGCAGAAGUUCCAAACAAACCAUCGGAUGCCCCGGAACAUUGUCCUGGAACGCAGAGCGACAAUGCCGGCAAAGCUUCCGCGUGUGCCGGCUGCCCCAAUCAACAAAUUUGUGCAUCUGGUCCUAAAGGCCCUGAUCCUUCAUUGGCAUUGGUGAAAGAGAAACUACAAGAAGUACGAAAUAAAAUUUUAGUCCUUUCUGGAAAGGGAGGUGUUGGAAAAAGCACAGUAACAGCCUUACUGAGUCGAACAAUGGCACAAAGAAAUCCGCUAAAGAAUUAUGGUGUAUUGGACAUCGAUAUUUGUGGACCUUCACAACCUCGUGUUUUAGGAGUGCUGGGCGAACAAGUACACCAGUCCGGUUCUGGAUGGUCACCAGUGUUUAUCGAGGACAACCUCAGCCUGAUGUCCAUCGGUUUUCUUCUGGGAAGCCCCGAUGACGCUGUAAUUUGGCGAGGACCGAAAAAGAAUGGUAUGAUUCGGCAAUUUAUGACGGAGGUGGAUUGGGGCCAAUUGGAUUAUUUAGUACUGGAUACGCCCCCAGGCACCUCAGAUGAGCACCUAUCGGCAGCAACUUUUCUAAAAGAAACCGAUGGAAACUGGGGAGCCGUUUUAGUAACGACACCCCAAGAAGUUGCUCUACUGGACGUACGGAAAGAGAUCACUUUCUGCAAAAAGAUGGGUAUUCCAGUGGUCGGUGUUGUUGAGAAUAUGUCCGUUUUUGUGUGUCCCAAAUGUACGACGGAGUCAAACAUUUUUCCAGCCAAAACAGGUGGAGCGGAAAAGAUGUGUCUAGAAAUGGAUGUGUCGUAUUUGGGCAAACUACCGUUAGAUCCCCGCCUGACAAAGUGCUGCGAUGAGGGAAAGGAUUUUAUCACUGAACAUCCUAAAAGUCCGACCGUAAAAGCGUUGAGCCAAAUCGUGGAGAAGGUACAGGAGUUUUUUGAGAAAUAAAAUAGUUUUAUUUUUUAUA